AUGGAGAGUGAGGUGAGGAAUGGACACAUGCAGGACACGCUGGUCCUGCGGAGCAGAAGGAGCUCGCCGCAGCUGAACCCCCGCGCGCAGUCGCUGCAGCUGCUGGACGCCGAGGAGGCAGUGAUUCCCUCGUCACUGCGUGGCCGCAUCAACAGCUUUAGUCCACCGUAUUCAUCCCACAGCCAGUGGGCCGUUGUGAUCCUAUUUGCCCUGAUGGUGGGCGUGGUGGCUGCAAACUGUCUGCCGCAGCCCACGGAGGUGGAUGCCCUCGCCUUGCAGGCGUGGGCUGCGACGGCAGCCAUCUGGCUGCCGCUGUUGGCAUGGCUCCUCACAAGCGACCCCCGUGCGCGGGCUUUGGAUGGCCAAAUGGCUCGCUGCAAGUAUGGGUGCGUCUUCGAGCUGGCGCCGAGGACCAGGCACUGUCGCCGAUGUGACAAGUGUGUGUCGGGCUUUGACCACCACUGCCUUUGGCUGAACACGUGCAUUGGUACUCGGAACUACCGGCCCUGGGUGGUUUUCCUGGCUGCGCUCUGCUUCUGGACUUUGCUCAGCUCCUGCAUUGCAGUUUCAGCGCUGUUCCGCAGCCGCCACGUGAGAAGUCGAAGACUUGCUGUUGGGCAUCGACCAGCUGUCCUGGAGUGGGAUUGCGAAGCAGUUCCGAAACUCAAAGUUGUCACUGGCGCGCUGGCCACGCUGACCACGGCCUGGCUGCUUAUGAUCUUAGCCCUGCACGCGUACUUCGCCUACGCGGGGAUCACCACGUUGGAGUGGGCCAAGGGCGCUGCGCCGAAGGCAUCUCUGAGGUGUCAGAGGCUGGAUUUUGCCAUAGCUGGCCUGAGAUGUCAUCAGCUCCUGCCUCUGCAAGAGAGGCGGCCGAAUCCACAGGUGCGCGCGUCUUCGCACUGGGCCAAGCUUCGGGCGGUGGUGCGGGAGCCGGCGUCUCUCACGUGGCGCAGGCGCUUGUCUUUGUCCUCUGUGGCCACCUUGGAGGAUCCCUCCAGCGAGGAUCGAGAGGACAGUGGGCUCUCGGAGUGUCAUAGCCCGCAUUCUGUGUAG
Molecule: messenger RNA, 1056 nt
Organism: Effrenium voratum
Lineage: Eukaryota; Dinophyceae; Suessiales; Symbiodiniaceae
Source: the annotation of a GenBank genome assembly